AUGAAGAAUUUUUUGAUUAUUAUUAUUUUACUUAUUUCUUCAUUUCAAUUCUCAAUAUCAAAUCGAAAACAAAAUCAUUAUAAUGGACAAGAAUUCGAAGAUAUUAUUAUUGAUAUUUUGCAUAAAUAUUUUACAUAUGAAUUUGAAGAGCCAAUAUCAAUUAAUCAUAAUAUAGAAAAUAAUAAUGAUGAAAUUGAAGUUGAUCCUAAUGAUCAUGUUAAUGUUGAAUUAUGGAAUAAAUUAAAUGAAGAAGAUAUUAAAAAAAUGUCGGUUAUUAAUGAUUAUUCAAAUGAAUAUGUUGCUAAGAAAUGGUUAAAAUGGUAUCUUCCUAUAGCACAACGAUAUAGUCAAGUAGGUGCUCAUGUCCAUUGGAAUUAUAUGACAAACAUAACUGAAGAAAAUCAAAAAGCAAUGACUGCUCAAAAUCUUAUUCGAUCACCAUUUAGUCGUUCAGUAUUACCAAUAGCAAAAAAAUUUAAUGAAUAUAUGAAAUAUUCAGAAAAUGAUGAUUUAAAACGUACAUUUGGUCGUUUAGCAUCAAGUAUAACUAGUAAUAAUGAUGAUGAUGUAAAAAGAACUUCGAAAUUAGAUAGUCAAUUAGAAGAUAUUUAUUCAACAACAAAAGUUUGUGAAUUAAAGGAUAAGAAGAAAUGUUAUCCACUUGCACCAUAUUUAGAACGAUUAAUGCAAAUUGAAAAAGAUUAUGAUCGUUUAUUAUGGGCAUGGAAAGGUUGGCAUGAUGAAUGUGGAAAUAAAAUUCGUCCAAUUUAUUUACCUUAUAUUGAUUUAUUGAAUAAACAUGCUAAAGAAAAUGGAUAUCAAGAUCUAGCUGUAAGUUUACAGGUCAUUUUUUUCCUGGUCUGGUCAAUCGAGCAAACCAGGCUGAUUGAUGCUGCCGUUUUUUUUUAAAUCCACUAAUGAGGGGUAGGUUUCUAAGUGUGAAACUGAUUUUUUGAGUCAAGAUUAUGUACAUCAUGUAGGUUUUAAUGAACUAUGAAUACAUUGACAAGAGUGCAGACUAAUAGCUUAUUGCUGCCAAGCUACUAUGUUUUAUAGCAGAACGUUGUAGUUCCCCUUAGGAAAGCUAAUUUUCGAAUUUCGACUUGAGAUAGGCCUUAACAAUGGAAGUGUAUUGUGAAAAUUUCAGAUUUUUUAAUUGGGUAUAUUCUGAAAUAAGAACAUCAGAAUUAGUCACUUUAUAUGAACGGCGUGAAAAAUAUGCUUUUAUCAUAGCCGUAUCCUUAGAAUAGAAGAAAUUAAAAGGUCUGAAACUUUACAAUAAACUUCCUUUAUUAAGGCCUGUCUCAAGUCGAAAUUCGAAGCUCAGUGUUCUUGACGCUUCUGGGAGGGCCACGACAUUCUGACAAAGAAUACAGUAUCUUGGCAAUAACGAACUAUUCUCAGGAUAUUCAUAGCUCAUUAGAACCUAUUUAAUGCACAUAGUUUUCACUCAAAAAGUAAGUUGACACUGAGAACAGUUCUCUCGUAAAUUCUAUAACCUUAUUAUAAUGUAUCAUUCUACUUUCAGUCAGUUACUUAAGGACCUCCUGAAAAAGUCACUUUUCGUCAAAAUUAUUGAAAUUCAAAUAAAUGCAGGAAAAGAUAGUCCGUGAUCUGAGCUCUUAUAAACGACAAAAACCUUUACUUGGCAUCUUUUUUUUUCCAAAAAUUUUUGAAGAUUUCUAUCAUCCCCUAUUCGAAAAACAAGCUGUUUUUGAAAAAACUGAAAGCUUUGUCGAUAGGUUGUCGAUCAGAUCUCCACGAAUUCUUGAAGGAGUUUCAUUGUAGCCAAUAGUUUUUAUUUUGUUUGAAAGAGUAUGGAAAGCUGCAGUGCCUAUGAGAGCCAGUUUUUUUUAUUAAGCUUUGGUUCUAUUAUAUAUACGAUCCUUUAUAUAAUUAGAGUACCAUUUUUGGAGAGUUAUUUUUGUACCAUUGAACUUUCGAUCUCCUUUUUCCCUUAAAAAGUAAGAGUUUAAAACAAAAAUGGCUCUCACAGGCACUGCAGUUUUCCACGCUCUUUCAAACAAAAAAAAACUAUUAAAUGCAUAAACUGAAGACUACAAAGAAAUUAUUUUAGAGACGCAAUUAGCUAUUUUUUGACCAAUAUCUCCGUCAAAUGUCAUGAUACAGUGCUGAAAAUUUUACCAUAGCAUUCUCACACCAACCUCAACAUAUCCUGAAAAUUUCAUGUCACUCGAACGUUUCUGGCCUGAGAUCAAUUUUUGAGGGCGGAGCCUUAAUUUAAUUUGAUGAAGAUCAAAUAAUGACAAGUUGUUGUACGAAACAGAAAGAUAAAUCAGCAAAAAUAUUUCUCAAACAAAAAGAAAACAUUAAAUUUUAUCGAAAUAUUUUUAAAUAUAUCAGUACUAUUUGACAUAAUUUGUACACGCAGUACUGCAAGAAGAUGAAAAUGCUGUUAUAAAUGGAAUUAAAAUGAAUUUGUUCUAUGUGAGUGUAAGUGACUAUGUCGGAAGGAAUAACCCAUAUCUCCGCAAAAUUUUAAACUUGUGGCGCCAUCUUAUGUUUCAAGUUAUACUAGGGAAAAUAAUAUUAGAUCACAGAGACCAACAGCUUUGACCUGACCUAUUUCAAAACUCAGCUUGGUCUGUAGUGGUGGAGUCGGAGAAAUUUGUAGAGAGAAUGGAGCUCUAUCCCUGUUUGAAACUGAAAAGCAAGUCUUUUCUUUGUCUGUAAUAUAGAACUGUGACAUUUCUAGAGGAAGUUCAAAGGUUUAUGCAGAGAGCUCAGUUAAGACUGAUCUGCCAAGAUGACAGCUCUAAUAGAAAUAUAGAAAUAAAAAGCUGUUAGAACAAUUCCUGCGGGAUUAAAAAGUUUGUUUCUAAUAAUAAUUAUUUAUCUAUUAUUUUAUUUUUUUGUUAGC
Rotaria sordida is the source of this 2881-nucleotide messenger RNA. The record is from the annotation of a GenBank genome assembly. Lineage: Eukaryota; Metazoa; Rotifera; Eurotatoria; Philodinida; Philodinidae.